CCCAUCUGGAUUCAUUCCUUGCAAGCAACCGGGCAUCGGCAAUAUUGAUAUCACGUUCCGAGCGAUCUUGGGAACCUCUCAGAAGCCCAGUAAAGGGCUCCGCCGAUAUUAAGCAGCCGUAAUUAUGGCCGUGAAUGGGGCGCGAAAGGAAACUCCUACAAAUUCGGAGGGAGCCACAGGCCUGCUAGACAAGAGUCUGGUCAAAGGCGUCGUAAGGUCGGAAAAGUCGAGGAUCAAGCUGAGGAUCAAGAAGCCGGUGCCUAAACCAUCGCUACCGGGCAACUGGAAGGAAAGCGAUGCAACAAAUAUUGAGAACAAAGCCCCCGCAUCGUCGACGACUUCGCCUGUGAUCAACGCUCUCGACGAAAAGACAAUCUCUGGCUUCCCCAGCGGCCGCCCGUUAGAUGACAAAGUAGAUACGGUACAAUGCAAGCACUGUCGUCGGCCAGUGCUCCGCGCAUCGUCAGCAACACAUAUCCGCGAGUGUCUCCACAAGAAGCAAGAGAAGCUUAAGAAGAAGAAAGAAGCCAAGGAGGCCAAAGAUGCUGCGCUCAGAAAGGAGAAAGGCGAAGACGACGAAGGUGGUAAGUCGCGCAAGUCGGCCAUCAAAGGCGCUUCCAUGGAUGGGGACGGCGCAAAGAAGGGCAAGAAGCGGAAGCUUGAUGGGGAUGCAGAGAAGGCGCCCAAUGCAAAGAAGAAGAAGAAGGACGAACCCAAGCAAAAGGGUGCCAAACCCAAAGGGCCAGUCGACGUCGAGAGGCAAUGUGGUGUAUCUCUACCAAACGGUGGAUACUGCGCCAGGAGUUUGACUUGCAAGAGCCAUUCCAUGGGUCUCAAGAGGGCUGUCCCGGGACGUAGUCUGCCGUACGAUAUGCUGUUGGCGCAGUACCAAAAGAAGAACCAGGCCAAGAUACAAAGAUCACUCAUCGACGCAAACGCUCCUCUUCCCGAAGAUCUCGAGCCCUCGGGCGCUGUUGACUCGGACGAAGAGAAAGAUUCGAUUAUGGCCGCCCUGGGUCGACACCGACCGCGUCCCAUGGCAACGUAUACUCACACAUCUCAACGAUCGAAAUACCAAUAUAUACGGAUGAAGGGCAUGAUUCGUUCUGCACUUGGAGCGCCGCCUGGUGGAGGAGGUUCCAUGUUCUCAGGAGGAGACAACGCGAGUACCGGACGAGGGAUGGGACUGGGUAUGAUGGGCGCACCUCUGAGCGCAACCAACGAACAUUUUCCACAGAGCGCGGGCUUUGGGGCACCGCUGAGUGCUGGACUUGACAGUGGAGCGGGAAGCAGAAGGCAGAGUACUAUUAGUUCAGGUGGCCCUCGACAGUUGCUGCCCGGACACUUGCAGAAGGUGUCCUGAGAGCAGCGUGCACAUGAUGACGGGCAAGGGUAUUGGUAUUGGGCAUGGCGUAAAGCCUGGGUCUUGGCGUUAUGAUCCCCGUGCAGGAACACAAUGAGGUUUUUUAUGCUAGUGUCUGGGUAUCUAGACAUUAGCUUUUCAUGUUUAAAUAACGAUUCAAAAACAAGCGAUUCCUUGUGUGUGAUGCCGAAUGCACAG
Messenger RNA from Bipolaris sorokiniana ND90Pr, 1561 nucleotides. RefSeq lists its product as uncharacterized. Gene Ontology annotation, biological process: regulation of transcription by RNA polymerase II; RITS complex assembly; regulatory ncRNA-mediated heterochromatin formation. Gene Ontology annotation, cellular component: SAGA complex. The transcript is spliced from 4 exons. The coding region runs from base 125 to 1363 and encodes 412 amino acids. NCBI's taxonomy places the organism in Eukaryota, Fungi, Ascomycota, Dothideomycetes, Pleosporales, Pleosporaceae. The record is from RefSeq and is a predicted model, not a curated record.